AUGACAUGGUUGUUGGAGAAGAAAAACGCGGAAAAUUCUCGGAAUUUUAACACCAACAUCGCGUCAGAUUGCAUCGGUAAAUGGGUGAAAAACUGCUCUGAUCGUCUGUUGAGAGAUUCUGAAUUGUCGGUGUUAGUGAAAGGGCUUAAUUUCUCCGUAGCGCCUACAGAGGUUCCCGCUGUUGACAUCAUCACUAGUACGGAAACCGCAUGCCGUAAGUUGAACGAACGCAGUGCUACUGAGUUGAGAUCUAAAGUCGUUGGAUUACUGAGCCGACCGAGAAAACUCGAGCCCAAUCUCAACAAAGAAGAAACUGAGGCUUUGAACGAUUUGAAGAAAGACAAGAACAUCAGAGUUUUACCAGCAGACAAAGGUAGGACUGUGGUUAUUCUGAACACUUGUGAUUAUAAUAGCAAAUGUGAAUAUCUUUUGGAUGAUACCAACACUUACAAGAAACUUGGUUCGAAGGAUCCUACAAGCAAGUAUAAGAAGGAACUUGUUAGUGCUCUACAAGAAAUAGAGAGAGACGGUGGUAUCAACAGAGACGAAUAUCGCAGGUUAUACCCAACUACAGAUACCCCUCCUAAGUUUUAUGGUCUCCCUAAAAUCCAUAAACCGAACAUUCCACUUCGACCGAUUGUAAGUAGUAUUGGAUCAAUUACUUAUAACUGUGCCAAGCAUCUUGCCUACAUUCUGUCACCUUUAGUUGGUCAGACUUGUCACCAUGUAACUGGUUCUCAAUCUUUUGCUGAAUGUAUUAAGAAUGCGCGUGUUGAGGAAGACGAGGAACUGAGAUCAUAUGACGUGACAGCUCUUUUCACUUCAGUUCCUAUUGACAAGGCCCUGAAGAUUAUCCAAUCCAAACUUCAGAGCGUGAACACUUGGAAAGAUAGGACUCGCUUAUCAGUGGACCACAUUGUGAAACUGUUGGAUGUUUGCCUGCGAUGUACUUAUUUUGUUCACAAUGGCAUAUAA
This is a messenger RNA of Lytechinus pictus (painted urchin), 975 nucleotides long. RefSeq lists its product as uncharacterized. NCBI's taxonomy places the organism in Eukaryota, Metazoa, Echinodermata, Echinoidea, Temnopleuroida, Toxopneustidae. The coding region runs from base 1 to 975 and encodes 324 amino acids. The record is from RefSeq and is a predicted model, not a curated record. The transcript has a single exon.